This is a messenger RNA of Papaver somniferum (opium poppy), 1058 nucleotides long. Its product is annotated as receptor-like protein 9DC3. Gene Ontology annotation, biological process: hormone-mediated signaling pathway. The coding region runs from base 126 to 1058 and encodes 310 amino acids. The record is from RefSeq and is a predicted model, not a curated record. Gene Ontology annotation, molecular function: protein binding. Gene Ontology annotation, cellular component: plasma membrane. The transcript has 2 exons. Lineage: Eukaryota; Viridiplantae; Streptophyta; Magnoliopsida; Ranunculales; Papaveraceae.
CUCUCAUGGAUGCCACCAAGAGGAAAGAAGGGCUCUCUUAGACAUCAAAUCUUCUUUAGAAGACCCUUCAAAUCGCUUGUUUUCAUGGCAAGAAGGCAGCAAGUAUCAAAACUGUUGUGAUUGGCAUGGAAUUCAGUGUUCCAGUGACUCUUCCCAUGUCAUCUCCAUCGACCUACGGAACACAGGUUUUUCCUAUUCAGAAGUUCAACAAUCUUUCCCGUCUAUCCUCUCUCAAUAUGAGUUAUCAUCGUGAGCUCAAUUCCCCAUUCCCAAUACACCUGGCUAAUUUAACAUCACUUUCUAGUCUUUCCUUAAUAUCUUGUCAUCUACAUGGUUCAGUUCCAUAUAUGCCUCAACUUAAAGAGCUCAAUCUGCAUUCGAAUCCUGAUCUUCAUGUCAAUCUUACAAGAAUUUUCAAUCGUCGAUGGCCGACUUUGCAGUUUCUUAGGAUAUCGUCAACUAAAGUUACCGGAUCAUUUCUAAAUUUAAUUUCAAAUGUGCCACUAUUAGAGACUCUUUAUGCCUCUAACAGUUCCAUUCAAGGACCCAUCCCAAAAUCAAUUUGCCAGAUUUCUUUUCUUCGGGAUCUUUAUUUGGAUGGUAAUAAUUUUACGGGAACUAUACCAAGCUGUAUUACCAUGCUUAGAUACCUGGAUCGGUUAGAUAUCCGUAACAACUCUAUCGAGGGAAAUGUAUCACUGCCCUUUUUGAUCAACAAAUUAAACCUAACCAUCCUAGACAUAAGCUCAAAUAAGCUAACAGUAGCUGCAGAUCAACACCUACAUAUAUACCCUUUUCUUAAAAUUAGGAGAUUAAUGUUAGUCUCAUGCAAUCUGACAGGAAUGUUACCUACUUACAUUUGUAAUUUAUCUCAUUUAGAGAUUUUGGAUUUAUCUCGAAACACCCUAACGGGAACUAUCCAUUCUUGCAUCCACAAACUCAAAAAUCUUCGCUCCUUAGAUUUCUCGCACAAUAAUCUUCACGGUCUUCUGCCUCUUCCAGGUCAAAACACCAAGUUUUACAAUUUAGCACAUAUUCCCUCCGUACCUAUUAUAUAG